Messenger RNA from Dryobates pubescens (Downy woodpecker), 2865 nucleotides. It is a transcript of the gene LGR6, whose product is annotated as leucine rich repeat containing G protein-coupled receptor 6. Lineage: Eukaryota; Metazoa; Chordata; Aves; Piciformes; Picidae. Gene Ontology annotation, cellular component: membrane. The record is from RefSeq and is a predicted model, not a curated record. Gene Ontology annotation, molecular function: protein-hormone receptor activity; G protein-coupled receptor activity; protein binding. Bases 16 to 2865 code for a protein of 949 amino acids. Gene Ontology annotation, biological process: G protein-coupled receptor signaling pathway. The transcript is spliced from 18 exons.
GCAGCCAAGGCGAGGAUGGACAAACUCUUCUUCUGGGGCUUUAUUCUGGCCUCCUCUGCCCGCUUCCAGGCGGUGCCCGCAGAGCAAGGUGCUGCACCUUCGUGCCCACCCCAGUGCCACUGUGAGGAGGAUGGCAUCAUGCUCUCGGUGGAUUGCUCGGAGCUGGGGCUCUCAGAGGUCCCUGCCGACUUGAGCCCUCUCACUGCUUACCUGGAUCUGAGCAUGAACAACAUCAGCCAGCUGCAGCCCCGCGGCCUGCGGCCCCUGCGCUUCCUGGAGGAGCUGCGACUCUCUGGGAACCAGAUCUGCAGCAUCCCAGGGGAGGCUUUCUCUGGCCUCUACAGCCUGAAGAUUCUGAUGUUGCAGAACAAUCAGCUCAGCCGCAUCCCCGCCGAGGCUCUGAGAGAUCUUCCCAACCUCCAGUCUCUCCGCCUGGAUGCCAACCUGAUCUCUGUGGUACCCGAGAAGAGCUUCGAGGGGCUGCUCUCCCUGCGUCACCUGUGGCUGGACGACAAUGCCCUGACCGAGAUCCCUGUCCAGGCUCUGAACCAGCUGCCAGCACUGCAGGCCAUGACCCUGGCACUCAACCAGAUCUGGCACAUCCCUGACUACGCCUUCCAGAACCUCAGCAGCCUCGUGGUGCUGCACCUGCACAACAACCGGAUCCAGAGCCUGGGGGCCAACGGCUUCGAGGGGCUGCACAGCCUGGAAACACUGGACCUGAACUACAACGAGCUGCUGGAAUUCCCCGGGGCCAUCAGGACGCUGGGCCGGCUGCAGGAGCUCGGUUUUCAUAACAACAACAUCAAAGCGAUCCCAGAGAAGGCCUUUGCUGGGAACCCUCUCCUGCAGACAAUCCAUUUUUAUGACAACCCCAUCCAGUUUGUUGGGCAGUCUGCCUUCCAGUACCUGCCAAAGCUCCACACUCUGUCGCUGAAUGGUGCCACUGACAUCAGGGAAUUCCCAGACCUGAAAGGCACCACCAGCCUGGAGGUUCUGACCCUGACCCGGGCAGGAAUCCACUUGCUCCCCAGGGGGAUGUGCCAGCAGCUGCCCAGCCUCCGAGUCCUGGAGCUGUCCCACAACCGAAUCGAGGACCUGCCGAGUUUCCACCGGUGCCAGCGGCUGGAGGAGCUGGCUCUGCAGCACAACAGGAUCCAGGAGAUCAGGGCAGACACCUUCCUGCAGCUGCCAGCCCUGCGCUCCAUAGACCUCAGCUGGAACUCCAUCCAGGUCAUUCACCCUGAAGCCUUUGUGACCCUGAGCUCCCUCACCAAGCUGGACCUGACUGAUAACCAGCUGGUGACGCUGCCUCUGGAUGGUCUGGGGGGACUGACCCACCUGAAGCUCCAAGGCAACCCAGCCCUCUCUGAGCCCUUCACCAAGGAGAGCUUCCCCAGGAUGAGGGUGCUGGAAGUACCUUAUGCCUACCAGUGCUGUGCCUAUGGCAGCUGCAGCAGCCUCUUCAAGGUCUCCAGCCAGUGGGAGGCAGCAGAGCUGAGCCCUGAGGAGGAGGAUGCCCACAAGAGGACCACGGAGCUGUUCCCAGGCCAUGCUGACAGCCACUAUGACCCAGAUGCAGAAGACCUCCAGCUGGAGCUCGAGGAGUCGAAGCUGCAGCCUACAGUUCAGUGCACGCCAAGCCCCGGUCCCUUCAAGCCCUGCGAGCACCUCUUCGAGAGCUGGCUCGUCCGCCUGGGGGUCUGGGCCAUCGCGCUGGUGUCGGUGCUCUGCAACGGGCUGCUGAUCCUGGCCGUCUUCGCCUCCCCCGGCUACCUCUCCCCGCUGAAGUUCCUCAUCGGCUCCCUGGCCGGGGCCAACCUGCUGACCGGCGUCGCCUGCGGCGUGCUGGCCCUGCUGGACGCCCUCACCUACGGGCAGUUCGCCAGGCACGGCGCCCGCUGGGAGCGCGGCGCGGGCUGCAGGGCCACCGGCUUCCUGUCCCUCUGGGCCUCCCAGGCCGCCACCUUCCUGCUGACCCUGGCCGCGGCGCAGUGCAGCCUCUCCGCCUCCUGCGUGCGGGGCUACGGCAAGUCGCCCUCCCUGGGCAGGGUCAAGGCCGCUGCCUUCUGCUGCCUGCUGCUGUCCUCCCUGGCUGCCGUCCUGCCUCUCUUCUCCGUCGGGGAGUACGGAGCCUCCCCCCUCUGCCUCCCCUACCCCCUCCCGGGCGGCAAACCUGCCCCGCUGGGCUUCGCCGCGGCGCUGGUGAUGACCAACAUGCUCUGCUUCCUGACCAUCACAGCCACCUACAUCCGGCUCUACUGCAGCCUGCUGCGGGGAGACUUCGGCGCCGUCUGGGACUGCGCCAUGGUCAAGCACGUGGCCUGGCUGAUCUUCACCAACUGCUUCCUCUACUGCCCAGUGGCCUUCCUCACCUUCUCCUCCAUGCUCAACCUCUUUCUUGUCACCCCGGAGGUCAUCAAGUCCAUCCUCCUGGUGGUCCUGCCCCUGCCCUCCUGCCUGAACCCCUUGCUCUACCUGCUCUUCAACCCCCACUUCCGCGACGACCUCCGCCUGCUGAGGCAGAGGAGCCAGGACAAGGAGAGCUGCCGCCAGCCCCGCGGGGCCGAGGAGCUGGAGAGGAGCUCCUUCGAUUCCACCCAGGCCCUGGUCAGCUUCUCCGACCUCGACCACAUCUUCGAGACGCCCAAGGCCCUGGGGGUGCAGCCAGCCCCCCACGGCUACAGCUUCCCCUCCAUGACACUGGUGCCCUGCCAGCAGCGGGGGGGCAGCAGGGGCAAGGAGCGAGGCUGCCCGGAGCGCUGUCCCUGCCGCAGCGACAGGGAGGCGCUGGCCCCCGCGGAGAGCCCAGCCGCCGGCAGCAGCCUGCCCAGAGCCUUCCUGCCCUCCCCAUCUCACCUCUAG